Aphidius gifuensis is the source of this 1037-nucleotide messenger RNA. RefSeq lists its product as uncharacterized. Lineage: Eukaryota; Metazoa; Arthropoda; Insecta; Hymenoptera; Braconidae. Gene Ontology annotation, molecular function: protein binding. The transcript has 5 exons. The coding region runs from base 138 to 1037 and encodes 299 amino acids. The record is from RefSeq and is a predicted model, not a curated record.
GUUGAUUGAUGCUGAUCUUUGGUUACGUUUAGUAAAAAACAUAGAGCAUAUUUAAAGUCUUUUGAUAUAAUUAAUAUAUAUAUAUAUUGGGUUGAAAAAAAAUUAAACCAAAACUUGCUCCUAGUGAAUUAUCCAAUAUGGAAAAAUUUAGAAAAAAACGUAAAUCAGAGUUGGAAAACCUUUUUUCCAAAAAAUAUAAGGUUACAAAUGAAAUGUCAACACCUUUCUUCAACGAAAAAGAUACUGAGAUAUACUAUAAGCAUCAUGAUCAUACAUACGCCGAAAAUAUAAUAAUUGACCACGCCAACAGUAUAGCAAUUGACUUUGUUAAUGAUGAUUGUCUAGCUGAAAUAUUCACGUAUGUGCCAGCAUGUGAGAGACCUAGAAUUGCAUUGGUAUGUCAAAAAUGGAAAAGAGCUCUUGAUUAUUCUUGGAGUAAUGUCAGAAAACUUCAAAUAACUCACUGGGAAUGUGCUGAGUAUCCAAAUUGUUUGAAGAAAUAUCCAACACCCGAUAAAAAAUUAAGCUUCUUAAAAUCAUUGCUUUAUAAAUGUGGCCGUUAUUUAACACAAUUAGACUUGACAGCUUAUGGUCAUAGUAACAUAGUGCCAGUUAUUAAUGAAUAUUGUCCAAACCUUGUAAAACUUCGAUUGAGAUUCAUCUAUGAUGACGAUAAACUAUGUUGGAAUUCAUUUUCACGUCUAUCUAAGCUCAAAGUACUAUCAAUUACAUUACAACAUAAAUGGGACUGUGUAUCUGUUAACUUAAUCGAUGCAUUGUUGGCCCUUGCUGAUACAUUGACUGAUCUGAUUUUGUCCUAUUGGAAAACUCACUUCGAUAAACCCUGUGAAAUGUCUACAAAGGAAAUCAUUGCUGUGCUUCGUCGAUCCAAGGCUCUGAAAAGAUUUGAAUUAGGUGGUGUACGAAUUCUCCCAAAUCUAGUACAGUAUAUGAGAGAUAAUCGCACAGCUGUACAAUUUUAUCCUUAUGAUCAUUACAUAAACAAAAAUAUUAUUGAGCCAAAUCAGAGUGUUUAA